GGCCUGGCCAUUCGCGACCCGGAGCUGCGCGGGCGCAAGCUGGUAGGGACUCCGGGCGGGUGGCGGCAGCAGCGGCGCCCCGCGCAACCUGGAGGCCGCCGAGGCUCGCCAUGCCGGGAGGACUGUAGCUCCUCCAUGGAGUCGGCCGACUUCUACGAGGCGGAGCCGCGGCCCCCGAUGAGCAGCCACCUCCAGAGCCCCCAGCACGCGCCCAGCAGCGCCGUCUUCGGCUUUCCCCGGGGCCCUGGCCCUGCGCAGCCCCCAGCCCCACCUGCAGCCCCGGAGCCGCUGGGUGGCAUCUGUGAACACGAGACCUCCAUCGACAUCAGCGCCUACAUCGACCCGGCAGCCUUCAACGACGAGUUCCUGGCCGACCUGUUCCAGCACAGCCGGCAGCAGGAGAAGGCCAAGGUGGCCGCGGCCCCCUCGGGAGGCGGCGGCAGCGACUUUGACUACCCGGGCGCCCCGGUGGGCCCCGGAGGCGUUGUUAUGCCCGGAGGAGCGCACGGGCCCCCUCCCAGCUACGGCUGCUCCGGGGUCGGUUACCUGGACGGCAGGCUGGAGCCCCUGUACGAGCGCGUCGGGGCGCCAGCGUUGCGGCCGCUAGUGAUCAAGCAGGAGCCGCGCGAGGAGGACGAGGCAAAACAGCUGUCGCUGGCCGGCCUCUUCCCCUACCAGCCGCCGCCGCCGCCGCCACCGCACCCGCACCCGCCGCCCGCGCACCUGGCUGCCCCGCACCUGCAGUUCCAGAUCGCACACUGCGGCCAGACCACCAUGCACCUGCAGCCCGGCCACCCCACGCCGCCGCCCACGCCCGUGCCCAGCCCGCAUCCAGCGCCAGCUCUCAGCGCCGCUGGCCUUCCCGGUUCCGGCGGCGCGCUCAAGGGGCUGACCGCUGCGCACUCCGACCUCCGCGCGGGCGGCGGCGGCGCGGGCAAAACCAAGAAGUCGGUGGACAAGAAUAGCAACGAGUACAGGGUGCGGCGCGAACGCAACAACAUCGCAGUGCGCAAGAGCCGGGACAAGGCCAAGCAGCGCAAUGUGGAGACGCAGCAGAAGGUGCUGGAGCUGACCAGUGACAAUGAUCGCCUGCGCAAGCGGGUGGAACAAUUGAGCCGCGAACUGGACACUCUGCGGGGCAUCUUCCGCCAGCUACCAGAGAGCUCCCUGGUCAAGGCCAUGGGCAACUGCUCUUGAGGCCCGGCGGCGGGACCGCUCUGGGCCGGCCCCUGGCUGGGACCUAGGGAGUGCUUUCGGGUCUCCGGAUCUCAAGACUGUCAGAGCCGCGCAUGCCAGGACUAGGAGAUUCCGAUGCCGCCUGAGAGCCUGGCCUUGCUUUCUUCUGCGCGGGACACGGUGCGUCCAAGAUGAGGGGUCAGGCAGUGGUUUCUUCCUGUAAAAGAGGAGAAGCAUCGUGGGGCCAAGCCAGGAGCCUGGCAACUUUAGUAUUAAAGAAUAACUUUGUGCCUUGGAAAUGCAAACUCACCCGCUCUGAUUCCUACCAAGUAGGGGGAGCAAAAUUGUGCCUUGUCAUUUUAUUUGGAAGGUUCCUGCCUCCUUCACAAGGCUGCAGCUGGCUCCCAUGAGAGAAGGAGGGGUGCAGUCCCCAUGCAGGAGGAAGGUUCAGGGAGAGCAGAGACCCAGAGAGCCAGUCCCCAGCUGUUCCUCAGCUCCUUGUCUGUGGGGGGGGGAGGAAACACAGGGAUCUGGGGCUCUGAACCCACCGCGGUUCCCCUAGGUUCCCCUGGGACCCAUGAAGGUGGAGGGUCCCUUGUUCCUUGCCUCUCACCUCUCAGCCUACCACAGGCUGGCUGGGCUUCCAGGGCAGAACUCUUUGAUUUCAGCGUCACCAGUGAGAGACCUCGCUCCCAGGCAGACCAGAAAGCUAGGUGUGGGUUAGCUUAACGACCUAUGUUCAUGAGAGUGGUGGCCUGGUGGAAGCCGGGAGCACAGAGUUCCCGUCCGGGGGCUGGAGGCAGGGUGAAGGGACCCUGGGAGCACCAGCCAUGUCCGUCCUGUCAGUGGGCAGCACUGCCACACAAACACGAAGCACAGUCAGUCCAUCCCAGAGGGACCGAGUUAUGAGAAGCUUUCCAAAUAUUUUGCUUUAUCAGCCGAUAUCGGCAUUUGUAUCUGGCCUCUCUGUGUCCCAGUGGUGCCUUGUGCAAUGUGAAUGUGCCUGUCUAUGCGAAACCACCAUUUUCUUUGGUUUUUGUUUUGUUUUGGUUUUGCUCAGAUACUUGCCAAAAUGAGACUCUUCGUCAGCAGCUGCAGGGAGGGUCUGCGGCUCUCUUUCCUUUUGGUUUUGGGAUUGCUUUUGCUCCCAGGGGAACCGAAGAGGCGAGAUGGGCUUCCCCUCUCCCCUCAGCUUUCCCUGGGGGUGGCUGUGGGCCUCCGUCUGCUCCGGCCCAGGCUGCCCGCAGGCUUGUCCCCUGCAGAGGCCCUGGCUCCGGGUCUGGGAGGGAGGCGCCUCCAGCCAGCACGCUCGGAUCGCUGGGCUCGGGACAGGGAAGGACAGCUUGGUUCUCUUCUUUUGGGGAGAACGUAAGAGUUUCAUGUUAGAUGUUUUAUGUAUUAUAUCUAUAAUAUAAAUGUAUCAAAGUAAA
Molecule: messenger RNA, 2606 nt
Organism: Artibeus jamaicensis (Jamaican fruit-eating bat)
Lineage: Eukaryota; Metazoa; Chordata; Mammalia; Chiroptera; Phyllostomidae
Gene: CEBPA
Product: CCAAT enhancer binding protein alpha
Exons: 1
Coding region: 136-1197 (353 amino acids)
Biological process (GO): regulation of transcription by RNA polymerase II; DNA-templated transcription; myeloid cell differentiation
Molecular function (GO): RNA polymerase II cis-regulatory region sequence-specific DNA binding; DNA-binding transcription factor activity, RNA polymerase II-specific
Source: RefSeq, a predicted model, not a curated record